Molecule: messenger RNA, 1488 nt
Organism: Trypanosoma theileri
Lineage: Eukaryota; Euglenozoa; Kinetoplastea; Trypanosomatida; Trypanosomatidae
Exons: 1
Coding region: 1-1488 (495 amino acids)
Source: RefSeq, a predicted model, not a curated record
AUGUCUCUUAAAGAUAGUUUAAAGAAACAUUUCUGUGCGGUGUUGGAACUCAUACUUCCUCCAUGCACCACCACAUCAUUAGUUCCAAAUGGUGUAAACUCUACUAUUACUACUAGUACUAAUAGUAAUAGUAAUAUUAUUAAUAAUAAUGGUAAUAAUAGUGAUAGUACUGUUCCUUACUUUGAUUGGGUUCAGUACAGUGAUGAUGUACACGAUGUGUCCAGCACAACGGAAGUUGUCACUUUACUCUUAGCGAAUGAAUUGUCGCUUGGCGGGCGUCUCUUCAACAUUUGCGUAAAUGCAUGGAAAGAGUGCAAAUCCCAACAGAAGGAAGAAAAAGAAAAAGAAAAAGAUAAAGAAGAAGAAGAGAAGGAGGAACUGCGAUUACUUCUACAGACUACACUUAUAACGGUAUUGACAGAUUAUCACUGCGGUGCCUCACAUAUCGAACGGGAUAUUGUUAAUACAAAUAUUACCGAACAAAAUAAUAAUAAUAAUAAUAAUAAUAAUAAUAAUAAUAAUAAUAAUAGUGUUAUUGCAUCUCCUAUGCAUGAAAGUGGUUGUUCGCUUACACUCCUGGUUCGAAGAGCAGCAAGUCUGAUAGGACGAAAUGAGUCCUGGGGAGAAUCCUUUACUGUAGAUGAUAUGGAGAAUACAGAUGCGGUGGAAGAUGUAGAUUAUAUGGAUGCUAUUCAACGACUGUGUGUAUUUGUUGUUUCUGUCGCUGAGAAGGUUGCUGCUGCGGCGGCGGCCAAGCCUUUCUUAUCAUACAAUUCCCCACAACAAGGUAAGAGUGUGUGUAAACGGGAGAGAGACGAAGAUGCAUGUGUAGAAAUAGAGGAGAAAGAAAAGGUAAAAGAGGAAUGGUUUGAAGUGAUAGAUGAGGAUUCCAUUCACCAAAAAGAAGAAGAAGAUGAACAGAUGUAUGGAAGAAGAGAGAUGGAGAAGCCAGUGAAGAUAGCAGAUAUACUUUCUAAUGUGAAUAAUACUCCUGUGGAUAUUUCCUCUACGAACAGAGAAACUCUUUCAGAAGUGGGAAGUGUCAUAGCGGCUUUAAGUAAAGCCUGUGAGGCCCGCACACUGUUGGAUGCCUCCGCCUGGCAGUAUGGGCGAAAUAGAAUCACGUUGGCGUCCAUGACAGUCAUUCUGCAGGAUUCAUCUCAUCAUCAUAAUUCUCCCCCUCAUGAAAAGAAUGAGAAUCACAAUAAUAAUAAUAAUAAUAAUAAUAGUAAUAGUGUUAGUAAAACUGUGAGUGAUACGGAUAGGCUUCCAGUGAUUAUAAAAGCCGAAGAAAGUGAUCAUCUUAUGGCAAUGACAGUAACACCUUCAGAGCACAAUAACGAUAAUAACAAGAAUAGUGAUAACGAUACUGUAUGUGUAACUACAAUAAAAGAGAAGGGACCGCAGCAGUUAGUCGGUUACUUCAUGCAUGAGACAGCCACAUUGUAUACAAAUCAAGGCAAACGAUAUUAUAUGGAAAUACCGUGA